Saccostrea cuccullata (small rock oyster) is the source of this 808-nucleotide messenger RNA. RefSeq lists its product as uncharacterized. The transcript has 7 exons. Bases 83 to 808 code for a protein of 241 amino acids. Lineage: Eukaryota; Metazoa; Mollusca; Bivalvia; Ostreida; Ostreidae. The record is from RefSeq and is a predicted model, not a curated record.
GUUUUGUUUCAAGUGGUACACUUAACUGAAUCCACAUUCAUAAACAAUUUUCAAAUAAGAAGUUAUUCUGUUCUUUGCAAAAAUGACAAAAUGGGAUUUUAUGAUGGAAUGUUUGCUUCAUUCCCUGCUUUUGUAUUAUGGAUAUUCUGCAUACGAUAUUGACAGUGGGGUUUGCCUGGAGACACCCUUUUAUUUUGCAUUAAGAGGAAGACCGUGCUGGUUUACUUUGACAGAGGCAAAAGUCUGGUUUGAAUCAGAAAUCGGCGAUUGUCCUAAAAAAUGUCAAGUAAAAAUCAGCAACUUAGAAAAUGAGGCAUGGAGUCAUUAUCACAAAUUGAAUUACACACCCCACUAUCAGCUGAAUUCAUUAACACUUAGAUUCAAUGGUUUAAGUGAGAAUUUGACGAUAAUCAAGACGAGCUGUACUUCUUUGUAUACAAAAAGAAGGAAUUUGAAAAUAAUUUGCGGAUCAGAUUUUGACAAAGCAGUAGACGACUCAAAAGACUUAUGUACAUCAACUAAAAAGUGCGAAGAUGAAAAAAAGAUAUGUUCCUUGAAAGGACAGAUCGGUGUCUGUGUGUGCAAUCCUGGAUAUAUCGGAAUAGAAAACGAAUGUUUGCAGGGAAAUUUGAUAUUGAAUGGAACAUGCAAACUAAAUGAGCAGUGCUCCAGGGUAUUUGGUUCUAUUUGUCAGAAUAAUACAUGUGUCUGUGGGCCUGAAUAUAAACCGUAUAAUGAUUCGGAAUGUUUGUUGCACUCUGAAAAUGGAGAAUACGAAGUUCGGGCCAUGGAACUUAAAGGUAUUUAA